UCUCUGUAGCUUUGGAGCCUGUCCUAGAACUAGCUCUUGUAGACCAGGCUGGUCUCGAACUCACAGAGAUCCACCUGCCUCUGCCUCCCGAGUGCUGGGAUUAAAGGCGUGCACAACCAUUGCCUGACUGUUCAUUAACAUCUGGACAGUCACCAAGCUGCCUUCCUCACCAGUGAUGCUGCCUCCCCCAAAUAUUUGGGGCUCCUUGCUCUUCCCAGCCUUUGUACCCCAUUUGUGCCCCUGCAGUAAGACUGCAGAUUCUCCCAGAGACUUCUAUCCUGAGUCCAAACUGGCCCAAGUGCCAAUCAGGUGCCCUGUCAGUUCUGUAUUCUUGUGGGUCACUCAGCCUCCUUUCAUUUAUUAGCAAACAUGAUCUGGAACUCUUGUGCAUGCCAGGUGGCACUGUGCCAGCUCUGAGGGUACAGUGGUGAACAAGACAGACAUAGCUCCCGCCUCCAGGGAAUUCAUUCACAAUGAAUACACAAAACAAGAUACACAAACCGAGACUAAGCCCAUUUUAAGUUGUGAAGGGGUGCCAGACGGGCUUCCUGCCCUGCAAGGAGAAAGCCUUUACCCAGCUUCUGGGUCUGCAGUUCACUCCUGACGUUUGCCUCUCCUUCCAGCCCUUCAGCUUCUCCCCCAUUUUACUCUUCCCAUCUCCAGGCUCCCAUUUGGCAAACAGCCACUGGGCGUCUGUGGUGACCAUAUGGAUACAGACACUGGCAAACAGCGUAGUGUGGGCCCAGGGAUGGACAGCUCACACACACACACACACACACACACACACACACACACACACACACACACGGAGUGUCGGGUGGUGAACCUGGGCGGGAAAGCAGGACUGUUCAUAGUGCUGGGUACCUGGAGGACGGGGACAAGUGAGAGCCACAGCAGGUAGUGUGCAGAGUCUGGGCUAAUAACACGGGGAGCAGGCAGUGUGCACAGAUCCCGCACAGAAGCCAAGCAGGGACCAGUCAGAGGAGCUGUCCUGCCCGCCACCCACGUCCUUCAGGAUCUCUGACAAAGGACUAGAGACCUGGCGAUGCAGGUCAUGAGUGGCUGCCUUCUUGGCAGGGCAGAUAACGGUAGCACGCACCACAAAAUCGGGUGGCAGGGGUUGCUGAGGAGCUGCACCUUUUUAAAAAGUGGCCUGAAAAGAAAGUUCUAGUCGAACAGAGCACGAAAUGCUGCUGUCUCUGUGGAAAGGGAGCAGCGCACACAGCCACAGUCGUGGUCAGAGGCAGGAGAGUGGCAGGGUCGGGAGUGGCACCACUUGACAAGGGUUUGGGGUGUGUUCAGAGGGAUGGGUAGGCAGGGGAUCAUGGGUAGGCCUGGGAGCAUUAGGGUAAGAGGGAAUGUGAAGAACAUUCCACACAGAGUUUGGAAUUUGCCAGUUAUAAUUCAUGGUAGGGUAGGGGGGUCAUGCAGGAACUGGGGGUAGAUUGGUCCCAGCGCCAGAGAGCCAGAACGUACCUGUACCUAAGGAGAGGCAGGAAACAUUAACCUAGAUACCUGGAUGACACCGUCCUGUGGAGGCUCGUGUUGCCAGGGAGAUGGAUAAACACAGGAACCUGGUCUGCCUCUCUGACCAAGAGGUGUGAGUGGAGGGCUGGCCUGUGGCCUGGAGGUCUGCUGAGAUCUCCAGGAGUGGGGUUGGCUAGUGGGGCAUUGGGAGAGGCUUACCCUGAAGCAAGUGCUUGACUCUCUGAACAUCAUCUUCGAUGGCCUAGUUGCAAUUGUGGCGGAACCAGGCUACAGGUGAAGUUUUGUCAUGGACUCUUCUGGCGCUGGGAACAAGUUCAAGGCCUCUCUGUCCCCGAGGGAAGGACCUUCCCUCCCUCGCCCCGUCCUGCCCCUGACUGAACUCCGCAGCGUCUCCCCAGGGGACACUACCAGGCCAUGGCCCCCAGCCGCGCUCCCCGCCCGCGCACCCCGCGACAGGUGGUGCGGGCGCCGCCGCCGCUCGCCUGGAAAUGCGAGCUACCUGGACAGUGACAUUUCUGAGAAGUCCCCUUCAGCUUCAAGAGACAAGAAGAGCCAUGCCUUCAGGGCUUGCCACUGUGCAGACGUUGUUUUCCAGGACUCACAAAAAUCCUCAAUCCCCAGCCAUGGGCAAAAGAUGCCAUCAGGCAAAACUGUGAAGAAGGCGUCAUCACCGCCCUUGUCACAGACGUGGAAACGAGACCGGGAGCAAUCUCUGGCGGCAGCCUUUGUACCUGUAGUGGUGGAUCCUCGGGGGCAGAACCCGGAUAAAUGCAGGUUCAAUUUCUACACCUCCCAGUAUUCCAACUCUCUGAACCCCUUCUACACCUUGCAGAAGCCCACCUGUGGCUACCUGUACCGCAGGGAGACUGACCACACCCGCAAACGUUUUGACAUUCCUCCAGCAAAUCUGAUCUUGUGGCACACCUAGGUCCAUGACGUCUGAAGUCCCCACCCUGCACCUUCAUCUCCCUGCUCCUGGGUCCCAGAGGGAGGGCCAUUCGUUUCUGGAGGAGCAGGUAACACCGCCGUUGACAGCAGAGGAGGCUUCUCAACAACAAUAAACUUUGUUCUUCCUUUU
Alexandromys fortis (reed vole) is the source of this 2566-nucleotide messenger RNA. RefSeq names its product ciliary microtubule inner protein 3 (gene Cimip3). The transcript is spliced from 5 exons. The coding region runs from base 1775 to 2416 and encodes 213 amino acids. NCBI's taxonomy places the organism in Eukaryota, Metazoa, Chordata, Mammalia, Rodentia, Cricetidae. The record is from RefSeq and is a predicted model, not a curated record.